AAAAUCUAAUUGACGAAAUAUAUUUGCAGAGAAACUGGCGAAAGGAGAGGCCGAGGUUCGCACGGCGGAGGACGAGGAUAAGGACGUGUGCCACGACGCGAAGAACGAUAAGGAGGAGGACGUGGGAGAGCAGGAGUACGUAAUGGAUAUCACGGAAAAUAUGAACGAGAGGAAGUUCAAAGUGCCGUCUUACAAAUAUUGCCGCCAGCAUCAGAUCGCUAUCGGUAAAUCCAUGGUGAAGGAAGUUCAGGGAUUCUACUGCGAGCGUUGCCGACGAUUCAUGCUCCUGACUGAAGACAUGAACGCUCACCUGCGCAGCAUCACCCACUAUCGCAACUUCGUGUCGGAGGUGAAGUCCUUAACGUCGAACACGACGGCUGCGGAGACGAAGGAGACCGAACAGGCCGAGAACGAGAAGAGCGUUGAGAUUAAGGACGAGUGCGACGGUAACUGGAAGCGCCGUAAGAUCGAUAACGGCAAGGACGAGGGGGCCGACACGCCUCCUCGCCUUGACAAGGAGGCGAUCGAGGAUAAGGUCGAUGCCGCGAACGUGGCGCCGAAGAAGUCGGACGGGGAGGAGAAAUACGAUCCGCUGGAAGCCGACGCUACCGAGUCGGAGGAGGAGGAGAAUCGCGAGACGGAGGUGAAGGUGGAGACUGCAACGGUCGCGGGCAACGCGGCUAACGUGCAAGACAAGAAAUUGCCGGUCGAGGAAGCGUGGGCGGAUAUAGACAACGACGACGACAUCGAGAUGAGCAAUUUGAUCGACGACGCGGACGAGAAGGAGCACGCGGAUCAUGAGAAGUCCAUGCAGAAGGUGGACCGUAAUCCGGGUCCUCAGGUAAAGUCGCCCAGGGGGGGUCGCGCGUACUCACGCGGCCGCGGUGGUCCGCGCGCCAGGAGAUCCCGGCGAUAAGGAGGUAAUUGCGAUUCACGGAACAGCGGCAAGCACCGAAAGUAAAAAAACGCAGGAAUAAAAUGUAUCAAAACGAAAAAAAAUUCAAUUACACUUUUAUUCGAAGUUUUAACGAAUUAAGAAUGAAAUACGUUUUCAUCAUCCAAGCGUAUGUAGAAUGCUUGUGUAAUAUUACUAAUAGUAUAUGUGUAUUACACGUAUUCUUAUCUGUGAGUGUGUAUUAUCUUACAAUUCAGUAUCGUGUACUGUGAUGAGAAGGAAGAGCGGCGAGCGUUUUUAUACGAUAAUAUGGACAUUUUUAGUCACCCAUCGCGCACUUUUAUCUUCCGUGUCUCUCGACGAUGAAAUUGAAGUAUAUACAUAUAUAAUUUAACGUAUCUACGCGAUUGUAAAAUAAGUAACGUUGAUUUUGGACAACAAAAAUGAUGAAUGAAGCAUGGCUCCACUCUGAAGCCAAAACUGAUGAUCGAUAUCUUGUUCUUUACACAUAAUCGUAUAAAUAUUUUAACGAUUCUAUUGCUCGAUACGCCUCACAUUAGGAUUAAAGCAAUUAGAUUUUUUGUUAAAACAAAUGUAAAAAAAA
Molecule: messenger RNA, 1499 nt
Organism: Ooceraea biroi (clonal raider ant)
Lineage: Eukaryota; Metazoa; Arthropoda; Insecta; Hymenoptera; Formicidae
Source: RefSeq, a predicted model, not a curated record